UAUCAGUAUAAAAAGGGAAUAACAGUCUUUGCAUAUAAACAUAUAAGAGUAAAUCAUUCAAAGAAAAAAGUAGUGAACUAAAGAAGUACUUACUGUUGUGUGUAUGAUCCAGGAGCAGAAUUAGAUCGCCCAGCGCGAACAAAUUGUUCAAAACGAGUAAUAUCACGAGAAUGUGAUUGAUGCAAAAUUUCGCUACCGUAUGGGUUUCCAAAUGAGUGAUUUUUGAGCAUUGUUUUUAUUAAAAUCAGUGUGUCUAGUUUUGGAAUGCUUUGCACAACUGUAUUCAUGUCUUCUUCACUAACCUUGACCAAGUCACAGUUCUCACUCUCAUUAAGCGAGAUGCAUUUGCAGACUAAAAAGAAAGAGGCCGAAAUGCGGGAGUAUCGAGAGCUUGAGAAGCUGGCCGGAAGAGGUAGUGCUCGAAAAUUUUAUAAAAAAAUUAAGCGACUUAACGAAGGUUUCAAGACCGGAGCAUCGUCAUGUAGAGACCAUGGUGGUAAUCUGGUAACCGAUGUCCAGGGUAUACUGGGAUUAUGGAGGGAUCACUUCUUCGACCUGCUGAAUGGCAGUGAAAGUACAACACUAGGAGAUGGCGAAUCCCAAUCGAUGACGAUGGAACAAAUGUUGCAUUAUCCGACCAUGCAGAAAUUCGAAUAGCAAUUACCUGAAAAACAACAAAGCGGCGGUGGCCGAUAGAUUACCGGCCGAGAUAUUCAAAUACGCCGGCGACGAACUGAUGAGAUGCAUGCAUCAGCAUGAAAUUUACAGAAUAUGGUCGGAAAAAAUCAUGCCUGACGAUUGGAAUCCCAGUGUGAUCUGCCCAAUCCAUAAAAAGGGAGAUCCCACAAUCUGUGCCAAUUACCGUGGGAUAAUCCUCCUAAAUAUCGCCUAUAAGGUUCUAUCGGGCGUGCUGUGUGAAAGACUAAAGCUCACCGUCAACAAACUGAUUGGACCUUAUCAGUGUGGCUUUAGACCUGGAAAAUCCCCAAUUGACCAGAUAUUCACCAUUUUCACUUGUAAAAAGAAGCUCGACUUGUCGAUUUUAAAGCUGCUUUCGACAGAACGAAAAGGAAUUGCCUCUAUGCCGCGAUGUCUGAAUUUGGUAUCCCUGCAAAACUAAUACGGCUGUGUAAGUUGACGUUGAGCAACACUAAAAGCUCCGUUAUGAUUGGUAAGGACCUCUCCGAGACGUUCGAUACAAAACGAGGUUUCAGACAAGGUGACUCACUAUCGCGUAACUCCUUUAACUUGAUGAUGAUAUAAGAGUGUACAGCCGUGGGCGUACGCCGAUGAUAUUGAUAUCAUCGGGAGAAACAACCGCGCCGUUAGUUCUGCUUUUUCCCGCCUGGAUAAGGAGGCGAAGCGAAUGGGUCUGGAGGUGAAUGAGGACAAGACGAAUUAUCUCCUGUCAUCAAACAAACAGUCAGCGCAUUCGCGUCUUGGCUCCCACUUCCCUGUUGACAGUCACAAUUUCGAUGUCGUAGAUAAUUUCGUAUACCUGGGAACCAGCAUCAACAACACCAAUAAUGUCAGCCUCGAAAUCCAGCGCAGAAUCACUCUUGCCAAUAGGUGCUACUUUGGACUGAGUCCUCUCUCGACGAACCAAAUGCAAUCUCUACAAAUCACUUAUCUUUCCCGUCCUGAUUUAUGGUGCAGAAGCGUGGACGAUGUCAACAUCAGAUGAGACGACACCAGGGGUUUUCGAGAGAAAAAUUUUACGCAAGAUUUAUGGUCCUCAGAACAUUGGCAAUGGCGAAUACCGCAGACGAUGGAACGAUGAGCUGUACGAGUUAUACGACGACAUUGACAUAGUUCAGCGAAUAAAAGGACAGCGGAUACGAAGGCUUGGUCAUGUUGCCCGAAUGAACGAAAACACUACAGCUCUGAAAGCGUUCGAUGCAGUACCCGCCGGAGGAAGCCGAGGAAGGGGAAGGCCUCCACUCCGUUGGAGGGACCAGGUGGAGAGCGUCCUGGUUACACUUCCACCUAAGAAAAUGGUGCAACACUAUUGCGCAUGAUUAGGAGGACAUCUUAGCGCAGGCUUACACCAUAAGUGCUGCCUGUUUGAAUUACAGGAUAGUGCGUUCUAUAACGCUUAGCCAAUAUAUGACAGCUAUUAAUAUUUUAAAAUUUCCGGUGUGCUUUAUACCGUGCAUAUCGGGUAUUUGAAAUAUCUUAGCAAAUAGUGUAGCUUGGUGGCGGAAAUGAGUAAAAUGGGUGUCGGAUAUAUUUACCUCAACUUACGUUAUUGUAACGGAGUUUAUGCUGAAUAUACAUACGCCACAAUUUAUUAGUUAUCAUAAUAAAAUUAAAUAAAUAAAUUGCGAUAAAUUGUUCUGCUCCAAUCUUCUUUUCAUACUUCGUUUAAAUCAUUAUGUUUUGCUUUGUAAAUCUUGAAAAUUUUCAUCAACAUGCAAAAAAAUCUUCAAAAUGUGUGAACAUCUUAAGUAUAGAAAUCAUCAAAUACGGCGCUAGUUAAAUAAUUUGACACGAAUCCGAGGCUUGACGAAUCUAAGACUGUUAUUUAGGUACAUCUUAUGAAAUCGUUCUUCCUUCUAGCGGAUGAACGAUUAACGACCUGUCAAAAAGUUACAUGUGAAUGCAACAACAAAGUGAUCUAGUGGAAUUCGAACAGGAGAGUAUGCGGAUACCUCAUUAAAAAUUCUAUCGUCGCUUGCUAAGUCCUGCCAAAUUUUGUUUUACAUAUGUAGACUAUUCACAAUGGUAAAAACGACUCAAAGGACGAAACAAAAUGACAAUAGCUGCCAUCGAUUGGUCACUUCUCUGCUCGCUAUAUUUGGGCGCUGCUCGCCUGUCAAAACUUUUACAUGUGAAAGCAACAACAAAGUUAUCUAGUUGAAUUCGUGCAGGAGAGUAUGCGAAUACCUCAUUAAAAAUUCUUUCGCCGCUUGCUGAGUGCUACUAAGUUUUGUUUUACACAUUUUUAUUUUGAACGGCUCAAAGGACAAAUAACUGUCAAAAUAAUACAAAUUGUUAUACACAAAUUUGAAAUUUAAAAUGGCAGGCGAAGAUAAAUCGUAUGUAUUUUUGUAUUGAAUUUAUUGACUACAAAACUUUAAUAAAAAUUAAAUUUGUUGCAGAAAACGUAAGACAUUAACGGUGGUAGAAGAAUUCAGUGCGACCAAGUAUAGUCAAUUCGAUUUCAGUGCUGCCAGUUCGUAUGAAAAUUUGGAAAGUUUGUUCGAUUGGCUUGUCUAUAGCAGUUAGCCAAUCGAUGACAGCUAAUACAAAUAUAUAUUUUCGUUGUUUUUUCUUUGAAUUUUAAUUUAUUAAAUAAAACGUAUGGCUUAGACGCAGCUCGAAACAAAGGGAUAAAAAAAUAUUUUUGUGCAGAUGUAAGAAUUUCUCCACCUAAGUAAAUGGUACAGCAUUAUUGCGCAUGAUUAAGAGGACAUUUUAGCGCAGACUUCCACCAUAAGUGCUGCCUAUCUGUUUGAAUUGCAGGAUAGUGCGUUCUAUUGGCUUCUCUAUAGCGCUUAGCCAAUCGAUGACAGCUAUUAUAAACAAUUUGUAAAUUAUUGUAACGAAAAUGGCACCAGAACAAACUAGAAUUGACAAUCGAAAUCGAUAACUUGCCAGAUCUAUCUAGACAUCGAUAUUCGUAGUUGCCAGAAUGUUCGAGUGACGAUAACAUGCUAGCAAUCGACUAUAUAAGGGCUGCCGGGCUGGCAGCAACACACAGUUCUGAUAAGAGAGUUGUCGAGUGAGGACAAUUCUAAGGAGAGAGAGUUGUCGAGCAAAAUGUAAACAAGUUAUAAGUUAGAGUUGUAAAGUAGAGUAUUGAGUACUAAAGUGUCAAGUUAUAAGGAAUUAGAAAUAAAGUAUAGCCAUUAAAGUGUGACUUUUAUUUGACAAUCCAGUGAUCGAACUCAGGGUAGAGUUUUAGAGUAAACGACAGAUUUUGGAAAUCCGUUACAAUUGGUGUCAGAAGUGGGAUUGACAAAUAAAAUUCCAUAGGAGAUAAUGGUUAAGUUCAACGAUUUAAAGAUACCACAACUCAAAAAGGAGUUGGAACAACGAGGCUUAGCAACAAAUGGGUUGAAAGCUGAGUUACAAGCCCGUUUGCGAGAGGCCAUGGAAGAAGAAAACAUCAACGUGGACGAAUUUGUUUUUGAAUCGCUGUUAGAGGAAUCGACAACAAAAAUUGAAGAAAAGGAAGAGACUCAAUGUUCGUCAGGAGUAAUGGACAUGAACAUGAUUUUGUCUACAAUGUCUCAGAUAGUUUCCCAGCAGCAAGCACAGUUUGAAGCGCAGGACGCGCGUUGGGCAACGCGAAUGGAAGAACAGGAGAUACGCUUAACAACAAGAUCAGAAAUAACAGAGCGAAUAUCAGCUCAAUUUUCUUCCCAGUUAAAAGAGCGGAAGUCGGAAGCGAAUGGGAUAUCUUCACAGUUGGGAAAGCAGAAGGAAGAAUCAAUGGAUGAGACUUCAAAUAAAGCGGAUGUGUCAAUACAGCUGGAACAGCAUGAAGAAAUUUUAUUAACACAGACCGAAGCGAAUGAUGCGUGUAUGUCAAAGCCUUUGGAAGCGCAUGGGCAAGUUUUGUCAACACAGUCGGAAGCGAAUGGGGUGUCUUUACAGUUGGAAGAGCAGGAGGAGGAGUCAAUGGAUGUAACCACAAAUAUAGUAGACUUGUUAAAACAGCUGGAAGAGAAUGGGGAAAAUAUGUCUACACCGUUAGAAGCGAAUAAGGCGUAUAUUUCAAGACCUUUAGAAUCGCAUGGAGAGAUUCUGUUAACACAAUUGGAAGUGAAUGGGAUAUCCUCACAGUUGAAAGAGGAGGAGUCGAUGGAGGUGACCUUAAAAAGAAAAGAGGUGUCAACACAGCUGGAAGUGCAUGGAGAGGGUAUACCAUCGCAGGUUUCAGCACAGGUGUCGACACAGUUGAAGGAACAGGAGGUGCAUAAAUCGACGCUGGUGAUCCCAGAUUAG
Molecule: messenger RNA, 4953 nt
Organism: Zeugodacus cucurbitae (melon fly)
Lineage: Eukaryota; Metazoa; Arthropoda; Insecta; Diptera; Tephritidae
Product: pharyngeal muscle protein 2-like
Exons: 2
Coding region: 3985-4953 (322 amino acids)
Source: RefSeq, a predicted model, not a curated record